AUGAGUUUGUCAGAGGUGAUCAACAACCCGAUGGUUCAAACGGGUUAUCGUGUGCUUUCUCAAGUCUUCGAUCAAUUUCAAUCUCUCGAUCCUAAUCUUCUCUUCAAUAUAUUAUUUUUGAAUCAUGCUUUCAUUGUUGCUUUGAUGGUAAAAAGAGCUUUUAAUGGAUUGAUUGCAACUCAAAAAGUAAAGGAAAUUCCUUUCGUUGCUGGCAUGUUGCUUUGUUUUGCAAUUGGCACAGGAGGUGCUAUUUUGACAUCUUUGCUAUUAGGAAAAACUCAAAUUUUCUUUACAAACGAUACAAUUAAUUUGUAUUUAAUUUGUGCAUGGAUUAUUACAAUUUAUGCUCCUUUCAAUCUUGUUGACUGGCUCAUUGGCAAUGUUGUGGUCCAACUCUUCACUUUUGCAAUUGAAGGUUUCUUUGUUGCCGGAUUUUGUAUUAAUGGAGUUAACACUGGAGUCACUGAAUACCCACAAUCAACCUUUGCUCCAAUCAUUCUUGGAACUACAGCAUGUGUUGGAGGUGCAAUUUUGAGACCUUUCUUUGUAAACUUGUAUAUUGGAGAGAGUGUAGAGAAUAGUGUUUUAAGCUCUCCAAACUUUGUUCUGAAGGCUCCAAUACUCACAAGUAUUUUCUUCUAUGUUACCAAGCACAUUUACAAGAUGAGCAUGAUCCACAUUCCACUUGGUUAUCUUCCCUUCAAAGAGCUUGAAAAUGUCACUCUUUCUUUCACACCAGAACAUGUUCUUAAGGCCUAUUUUACUUUACAUUUUAUCAUGAUUUACGCAAAAUCUCAUCCUGCAUUCAUGAAAGCACCCAAGAAGAUUUCCACAACAAACACCACCAGAUUGCCUAAUACUCCUCCUCCAACCAAACAAGAACCACCAAAGGUUGAAAAGAAGAAGGAAACCAAAAAAAAUAAAACCAAAUUACAAAACAACAACGACAACAAGAAGAAAAAUACAACCAUGCAAUUCAGUAAUCAGUUUAUGUUUUUAGUGGUAAUGAUGAUCAUGAUUGCUUUCGGAGCAACAGCACUUCUCCGAAAAAACACAUCACUUGAUAACUCGAUAAUAGGCUCCAAUUUUAAUAUUUCAAACCCUCUCAUGAAUUUAAAAAGAAUAACAAAAACGAUCACAGAUUUUGGAAAUCGAAUUCCGAGCGUGUCUCCUGGUUAUGUCCAGACACAAGAGUACAUUAACAAGUUUGUGCAGGAACAUACUAACUAUUUCCAAAUUGAGUAUGACAAUUUUACAGCGUCAACUCCAAUAUUUGGUAAUUUAAAAAUGUCAAAUAUUAUCAUUAAUUUUGCUCCACCUAGCACUCCAAACAACUCAAAGCGAAUUAUUGUGGCAUGUCACUACGAAAGCAAAUACUUUAAAGAUGCUACAUUUGUUGGUGCCACUGAUUCUGUUGUACCAUUAGCAAUGAUUUUAAAUUAUAUGGUUGAAUUGGAAUAUAGUUACAACAAGACUGUGAAGUCAAAAGGAUCAAAUCAAGAUUUAUUGAAUUUUAAUUUUCAAGUUGUAUUAUUCGAUGGAGAAGAAGCUUUUCAAAAUUGGAGCCCAACAGAUUCUCUUUAUGGUGCAAGACAUUUAGCUCAACGUUGGGAGAAUUCCAAUCAAUUACAAAAUAUCAAGUAUCUCAUGCUAUUAGAUCUUAUUGGAACUAGCGAUGUUAGAUUUAAGAAUUACUACAUUCACACAGAAAAAGGUACAAAUAAUCUCUAUGAUAGACUUUCUGCCAUUGAAUACUCGAAAUUCAAGGAAAACAAAUACUUUGAUGGAUCAUCUUUUUCGUACAUGGAUGAUGAUCAUCGGCCAUUCCUCGAGAGAGGAGUACCAAUUCUGCAUCUCAUUAGUGAGCCAUUCCCAUCGGUUUGGCAUACAUUAAGAGAUGAUUACGCUCAUUUGGAUUGGAAUGCCAAUGAUAGAAUUUAUCGAGUGAUUAGUUCAUUCCUUCAUGAACAAUUGUUGAAUUCAUCUCUUGCAAGGAAAUAA
Messenger RNA from Naegleria lovaniensis, 2001 nucleotides. RefSeq lists its product as uncharacterized. The transcript is spliced from 4 exons. NCBI's taxonomy places the organism in Eukaryota, Heterolobosea, Eutetramitea, Acrasida, Naegleriidae. Gene Ontology annotation, biological process: potassium ion transmembrane transport. The record is from RefSeq and is a predicted model, not a curated record. Bases 1 to 2001 code for a protein of 666 amino acids. Gene Ontology annotation, cellular component: membrane. Gene Ontology annotation, molecular function: glutaminyl-peptide cyclotransferase activity; identical protein binding; potassium channel activity.